GGAGGCAGCAUAUCGAGCCAUCCCUGUGUGUGCAGACGAGCCGUGCGUAGUGCCGGCGUAUAAACUAACGACACAACUGACCGGGAGUCGAACGGUCCCUGUCCCGCACACAGCAAACCAGCCGGAGCGCCCGGAGACAUGAAAGUCAAACAAGGCUGCCACUCGCCAGACACGGCGGUCCCCGUCACAACAGAGGAAGAGCUGCUCAGACACACCGCCAUAACGCCCGACGAUGUGCUCGGCUUGCAGAAGAUCACCGAAAAUUACCUAUGUUCUCCAGAGCAAAACGUUCACAUGAUCGACUUCACCAGGUUCAAGAUUCGGGACAUGGAGACGGGCACAGUCCUAUUUGAGAUCACUAAACCUCCAGCACCAGGUGGCAGAAAGGACUGUGACCCCAAUGCUGGCCGUUUUGUCAGAUAUCAGUUCAGCCCAGCCUUCCUGCAACUGAGACAAGUUGGAGCCACAGUGGAGUUCACAGUGGGAGACACACCCAUCAACAACUUCCGCAUGAUUGAGAGGCACUAUUUCCGUGAACAAUUGCUGAAGAGCUUUGACUUUGAAUUUGGCUUCUGCAUGCCCAGCAGCAAGAACACAUGCGAGCACAUCUACGAGUUCCCUGCACUGUCUGAAGAAAUCAUGCGUGAGAUGAUCCUACAUCCUUAUGAGACGCAGUCCGACAGCUUCUACUUUGUAGACAACAAGCUGGUGAUGCACAACAAGGCAGACUACUCCUACAGUGGGGGGCCAUAG
This is a messenger RNA of Lampris incognitus (smalleye Pacific opah), 753 nucleotides long. It is a transcript of the gene unc119a1, whose product is annotated as unc-119 homolog a (C. elegans). The transcript is spliced from 5 exons. Gene Ontology annotation, cellular component: intercellular bridge; spindle midzone; spindle pole. Lineage: Eukaryota; Metazoa; Chordata; Actinopteri; Lampriformes; Lampridae. The record is from RefSeq and is a predicted model, not a curated record. Gene Ontology annotation, molecular function: lipid binding. Bases 139 to 753 code for a protein of 204 amino acids. Gene Ontology annotation, biological process: positive regulation of protein tyrosine kinase activity; lipoprotein transport; mitotic cytokinesis.